CGGGUGCGAAAACACACCUUCUCCGCUCCUUCUUAGGCUCCACUCUCAGCUCCCAUCGAUUGUCGGGGAUGUGACCCCGGAACAGGACGCUUCCUUAGAAACAACUUAGCAUUUAAACAACACACAAACAAGGACAAAAAAAAUCCUGGACCAGGAGAGUGGUGCUUCAGGACCAGGGGGGAUGAACCGGGAGGAGGCCCCUGGCAAGUCUCCUGAGGAGAUGUACAUUCAGCAGAAGGUGCGAGUGCUCCUCAUGUUGAAGAAGAUGGGAUCAAAUCUGACGCCGAGCGAGGAAGCGUUCCUGCGGAACUAUGCAGGCGUGGUGCACAGUCAGAUGAGCCAGCUGCCGCAGCAUAAUAUAGACCAGGGUGCGGAGGACGUAGUGAUGGCCUUCUCCAGAUCAGAGACGGAGGACAGGAGGCAGUGACCUCUGACCCCGCAGCAGCUCCUCGCUCCAUCUGACCCUGAGCCUGCUGCGUGGUGGAGAGAGAGAGACGGACUGAGAGUGAGACAGAUGGGAGAGGAGCAGGUCUGUCCUUCACCCGUCGCUCUUUCUCAUUCCCUCCUCUUCCUCACACUAAGCGUCACUCCAGCAGCCGAGCUCCAGCGGCCCAGAGCCUUCAUCACAGCAGGCCGACACAUGAGUCAGACAGAGUGACCUUUUUAUUUUUAACUUUUUUUUUUUUUUUUAGCAUCAUGCUUCAGGCCAUAGUGUUUUGUGUGAAAGUGUGUGUGUCUGUGAGUGUGUCUAAAAGUGUGUGUGUGGCUGAAUGGACCAAGAGCUUCAUUUGUCUGGUCAAACCAAGAGCAAAGCUGGGAUGAAUGGAGAUAAAGGGACUUAAACGGGGUUGUUGUUUUCAGAGUUGUGUGUGUGUGGGGUGCUGUAGAGAUUUCCAAGAUUGAUGGUGUGUUUGUGUGUGUGUGUGUGUGUGUGUGUGUUUAACGUUCUACCAGAUUGUAAUCCUCACAUCGUAAUCUCAUCAUAUUAUUGUGCAAGAUGUUGAGGAUGCUACUGCACUACAUCGAAAAGGACAUGGCGUGUGUGUGUGUGUGUGUGUGUGUGUGUGUGUGUGUGUGAUCCACAUGUUUUUCACAAACGGCUGUAUAAGACUCAUUUAUAGUAAUAUCAUCUUUGGAUUAAUGUGAAAUUUCCUAACCUUUUUUAUUGUAAGGACGACACAAAAAAAUACUAGUGAACAAAUUGUGCCAACUGUCUUUUAUUGUAGAAUAAUUUUUUUAACGUAUCUAAUGAAUGUCUCGGGUCCUUAUUUAUUUUUUUCUGACAUUAAUCUUAAAACUGAACAUGAUCAGUAACCCCUUAAAGAUUUUCAGCGAUUUGCAAUAACACUAUUAGAUCAGUGUACUCUAUUCACAUAAUUGAUUAUUUCAGGGUUUUUAGCUUCUUCUUUUUUGUGUGAUGGGGAAACACUCUGUUGUAGAACCUUCAAGGUUCCUCCAUAGGGAUAACUGACAAUCCUGAAGAAACUACAGGGUGUCCCAUACGUCCCAAACAAAGCAAUAUGUCCACCCUUUUUCUCAGAUACACAUGUUGGUAUGAGAAUUAUUUGGAUUUAUUUGCUGGACUUACGGGAUACCCUGUGGAUUUUCUUUUUUUUAACUAGGAGUGUACAUUCAUAACCAGUUAUUUCUCGUCAGUUUAUAAUGUCUCGUAGUAAAAAGGAAAUCUUUCUAAAACACUUUCAAAGACUCCAAGCAUUUUUUACUUCUACACUGAAAUGAAUUCCAAUUUAAAAUUUUGAUUGUUUCCAUUUUUUGACCUAAAACCUUUUAAAUACGUAAGAUUUAUGACUUCAUCAGUAUUUAAUGUGCAUACAGGUUAAAAAAAAUAAUAAUAAUUUGUUAACUUGCGUGACUGUAACUUGGUGUUUUGAAAUGACGCAUGCUUAACUUGCGAUUUAAUGGUGUACAUUCACGUAGAGCUCAAAGUCUUGCCACAAUGAACAUUACUGAGUAUUUUUGAUAUUUGUGGAAGCUAGUCCUUUUCUUCAAAACGUGUCAUGCUCCGUAUCCUGUUGGCAAUAAGCCCUUAACCGAAUCUCCUCUGAGUUUACAUCUACAGGCUCACACACUUUUUUCUGUAACUGUAUCACCAGUGAUGAGGAUGUGUUUAUAAUUGUGUUUAAUGUUUUCUAUGCAUUUUUGUUCAUAAAGGAUAAAAGCUUUUGAAGUGCAUGUAGAACGCACGUAUCUAUAAAGAACCUUGGUUCUCUUGAUUAAGUUCAAGCCCCUAUAGAAAUGUCUCUUGGGUUGAAAAUUUCAAAUUUUCUUAUUUUAAUGUUUUACCGCUGUCAUCUCAGACCAGUUUUGCCUUCAUUUCUACCUUUUUUGUUUUACGUUGUAAAAGUCGAUUGUGAUGGUUGAUUUGUGAUGGUUACAUUAUUGUCAUUUGAGUUUGAACAUUUUUUUUUUUCUAUAUGGCUGCUUCCAUGUCCUUCGACUUUAAUGCUUCCAAAAGCUGAUCCAUUAAAGGAGUUAAGGCUA
Molecule: messenger RNA, 2502 nt
Organism: Pangasianodon hypophthalmus (striped catfish)
Lineage: Eukaryota; Metazoa; Chordata; Actinopteri; Siluriformes; Pangasiidae
Gene: ctnnbip1
Product: catenin, beta interacting protein 1
Exons: 4
Coding region: 182-427 (81 amino acids)
Biological process (GO): negative regulation of Wnt signaling pathway
Cellular component (GO): nucleus; cytosol; beta-catenin destruction complex
Molecular function (GO): beta-catenin binding
Source: RefSeq, a predicted model, not a curated record